UAAUUUAAUUCAAAUUUAUAAUAUAAUAUAAUAUAACAAACCAGGCGACGAUUUUUUUAUCAAAUCUUCUCUCGACGCGUUGAUCAUAUGACCGAUUCACUAACGUAACAUUUCGACAGCAUUAUACGAUAAUAAUAAUAUUAUUAUUAUUAUUAUUAUUAUCAUUUUAUUCUGUUAGUAUCUGUUUUGUUAUACAGCGUACUCGUGGUCAAUAACGUAUUCCUACUACAUAGACGUUAUGUUGCCACGGGUUCUAGUGACUAUUCAGGUAUUGCUCGCCGUGACGUUGGCCGAAAUCUUAAAACCCACCUGGCACCAGUAUUAUUAUCCGAGACACCAUGCUUACAGUAUACGGUAUUUUGAAAAGCUGGCUUCGAUGCGAGAGAACUUCCAGAAAGGCAUACCAUAUAACAAAUGGGGAUUUUACAACCGAAUAGACACUGCGUCUGCGACGGAGAGCAAGAAACGAAGGCUGCGAAUCGGUAGUGGAUGGUGGAAACUAGUACCGCCGACGGGAGCCGAGAUCAAUUGUGAAUUUCCGAGUACUGUGCCGGUGAUAUCCAACAUCGUGUGGGAACGAGUGGACCCGGGAAAAGCGGACAAGGAGAUGGCUAUGAGGCGAAUGGGUGAGGUGCAGACAUACGACAUGCACCUGAGGCCUAAAGGCAGCACUCUGCAUUUCCAUGACGUAACGCCACUGGACAAGGGCCUUUACAGGUGUCUAGCGUCGUCCGUGGACAGGCUGACGGGUGAACCGCAGACAGUGUUUCAGGACACGGACUUCUAUCCGGAUGUGGUCUGAGUUGAGCGUGCCUGCUGAUCAACCCCGAAAACAACGACAACCGACGGCGGCCGCAGAUGUUGUAAGCGAGGGGUGAGACUGACAGCGGAACUCAAGCCUUAAUAAUAUAAUUUAAGAUCCCGUCUUAUUAUCGCAUACCUCUGCAUUAUUUGUACUGUUGUUGUUAUUAUUAUUAUUAUCAUUAUGUAUUAUGUAUUAUUAUUAUUAUUAUUAUUAUUAUUAAUAUCUUCGUCGUCAUUACCAAAUAAUAUUCACGGGCUGAUGUAGUAAUCAAAAAGUACAGAGAAGCCAGACUUUAGAUGUACACCUGAUGUGAUACGUAUAAUUUUGUAUAAUCUUAGUUCUAAAAAAGUCAUAGGCCACUAAUACAUAUAUUGGCACUAUUAGAAAUGAAAUUAUAUUAUUUACCUUUCUGUAUACACAGAUGUGGUAUAAGUAUUUUAUCUAGAUAAUGUCAUCUAAUUGUAAAAGCACGAAAAGUGCAUUUAUGAGGUUAUAUUAUAAUAAUAUAAUCUGUGGAUUUCGCUCACAUAGUCCUCCAAACUUUACUCGCACCUUUGAAUACUGUAAUAUCGUCUACUCGUGAAUUAUUAUAUUAUGUGUGUUGGACGUUUAAAUAAUAGUUUCUGUUCAAUAAUCACGUCGACGCGUUAAUCUGAUUGUUUUACGGAUCAAACGCGAUCGCGUGGUUUGUAAAAAAUGUCGAAGCUAUCCGUCACGCAAACAGUUUAAUUUUUAGAUAAUAAUAAAUUAUGAUGCGCAAAAC
Melanaphis sacchari is the source of this 1568-nucleotide messenger RNA. RefSeq lists its product as uncharacterized. NCBI's taxonomy places the organism in Eukaryota, Metazoa, Arthropoda, Insecta, Hemiptera, Aphididae. The record is from RefSeq and is a predicted model, not a curated record. The transcript has 4 exons. The coding region runs from base 239 to 802 and encodes 187 amino acids.